Penaeus vannamei (Pacific white shrimp) is the source of this 342-nucleotide messenger RNA. The record is from RefSeq and is a predicted model, not a curated record. NCBI's taxonomy places the organism in Eukaryota, Metazoa, Arthropoda, Malacostraca, Decapoda, Penaeidae.
AUGUAUAAAAGGAAGACUAGACCAGCCAACAAUGCCAUCAAAAAUAAAUCUGAGCUAGAAGGCCACUCUAUCCUUAAAAGUGAAGUCACAGCAGCACUCAGAAGCAUGAAAAACAAUAAAGCACCAGGAAAUGAUAACAUCACGAAAGAAAUGUCAGAGGCUUGUGGUGAUGUAGAAAUUAACAAACUGGCCAAACAAAUGAAGGAGUCUAUCUUCAUAAUUCCUAAGAAAGGUGACCUGCUUAACUGCUCUAAUUACCGCCUAAUCAGUCUUAUGAGCAACAUAACCAAAAUCCUUAUUCGCAUAAUCAUGUCCAGAAUGAAAAAAGGUUAUUCACACUGA